UAAACUUGCUUAGCCAUGAAUGCUUGUGUUAUUUCUCAACACUGCCAUAUGGAGUGUCACUAUCCAGAUGUUAGACAGAAGCAGGGAUAUCAGAUAUUAAUUUUGGAAGAGGCUUCACCGUAUUCCUUGCUUGACAUCUGUUUGAAUUACCUAACGUCUGACCUUGAGAAGUUCUGUACAGAGAGACAGGAUGGGACAUUGUGUUUGCAGGAACCUGGGAUAUUUCCACAAGAAGUGGCUGACCGACUUCUGCGGACAAUGGCAUUUCACGGACUGCUGAAUGAAGCAACUGUGGGCAUUUUUCGAGGCAACCAAAUGCGCUUGAAAAGGGCUUGCAUCCGGAAAGCCAAAAUCUCUGCAGUGGCUUUUCGGAAAGCCUUCUGUCACCAUAAACUGGUGGAGCUUGACGCCACUGGGGUGAACGCAGACAUUACAAUCACAGAUAUCAUCAGUGGACUUGGCAGCAAUAAAUGGAUCCAGCAAAACCUUCAAUGCCUUGUGCUGAACUCAUUAACUCUUUCAUUGGAAGAUCCUUAUGAACGGUGCUUUAGUCAGCUGACUGGUCUUCGUGCUUUGAGCAUUACCAAUGUUCUCUUUUACAAUGAAGAUCUAGCUGACGUGGCUUCACUUCCAAGAUUAGAGAGCUUGGAUAUAUCCAACACCUCAGUCACUGACAUAACUGCACUUCUUGCAUGCAAGGAUCGCCUCAAGUCUCUUACCAUGCACCACCUGAAAUGCUUGAAAAUGACCACUACUCAGAUUUUGGAUGUUAUCAGAGAGUUAAAGUUCCUGAAUCAUCUUGACAUUUCAGAUGACAAGCAGUUCACAUCUGAUAUUGCACUUCGUUUAUUAGAACAGAAAGACAUAUUGCCCAAUCUUAUAUCUUUGGACAUCUCGGGGAGGAAACACGUUACUGAUGAGGCUGUAGAAGCAUUUGUUAAACAACGACCCUCAAUGCAGUUUGUGGGUCUUUUAGCCACUGAUGCUGGCUACUCAUUAUUUCUUACUGGAGAAGGAAACUUGAAGGUAUCUGGAGAGGCGAAUGAAACUCAGAUUUCUGAAGCACUGAAGCGUUACAGUGAGCGGGCAUUCUUUGUACGGGAAGCACUCUUUCAUCUUUUCAAUCUCACACCUAUUAUGGAAAAAACAAAACCAGAAAUCUUAAAGCUUGUAGUUAUUGGGAUGAGAAACCACCCUCUGAACUUGCCAGUGCAAUUAGCAGCGAGUGCCUGUGUGUUUAACUUGACCAAACAAGAUUUAGCUGCAGGCAUGCCUGUAAGGCUUCUGGCAGAUGUUACUCACUUACUCCUUAAGGCUAUGGAGCAUUUCCCCAAUCACCAACAGCUGCAAAAGAACUGUCUUUUGUCAUUGUGCAGUGAUAGAAUACUUCAGGACGUUCCAUUUAACAGAUUUGAAGCAGCCAAACUGGUCAUGCAGUGGUUAUGUAACCAUGAAGAUCAGAACAUGCAGAGAAUGGCAGUGGCAAUAAUCUCAAUUCUUGCUGCAAAGCUUUCAACAGAACAAACAGCUCAACUUGGUGCAGAGCUCUUCAUUGUCAGGCAACUACUACAAAUUGUCAAGCAAAAAACGAAUCAGAAUGUAGUGGAUACUACACUUAAGUUUACACUGAGUGCACUUUGGAAUCUCACAGAUGAGUCCCCAACCACAUGUCGGCACUUUAUUGAAAACCAGGGAUUGGAACUUUUCAUGAAAGUCUUGGAGUCUUUUCCAUCUGAGUCUUCUAUCCAACAGAAAGUUCUUGGCCUUCUGAACAACAUAGCAGAGGUGAAAGAGCUCCAUUCAGAACUCAUGUGGAAAGACUUCAUAGACCAUAUCAGCAAACUGUUGCACAGUGUUGAGGUGGAGGUCAGUUACUUUGCAGCUGGGAUUAUUGCACACUUAAUAUCAAGAGGAGAACAAGCUUGGACAUUAAGCCGAAGCCAGAGAAGCUCACUCUUAGAAGAGCUGCACUCUGCCAUUUUGAACUGGCCUACACCAGAAUGUGAAAUGGUGGCAUACAGGUCUUUCAACCCAUUUUUCCCUUUGCUUGGCUGCUUCAUGACUCCUGGGGUACAGCUUUGGGCAGUGUGGGCCAUGCAACACGUUUGCAGCAAAAACCCUGCCAGGUACUGCAGCAUGUUAAUCGAAGAGGGUGGUUUACAUCACUUAUUCAACAUCAAACAAAACAGCCAGACUGAUCCAGAUGUUCAACGAAUUGCUAUCUCAAUCCUAGAUAGUUUAGAAAAACAUAUUUUGCGGCAUGGACGGCCUCCUCCUCCUUGUUAAAAACCAUACAGAACUAGGCCAGUUGAAAUUGAAAGGAAAAUAUAACAGGGAAUAGGUAUCUCAGUUAUUCUCUAGUAAUCCCUUACAAAGUGUCUCUAACUGGAAUUACUUCAGUUACAGUGAUCACCAUUAAAACCUUUUUGCCAGCUGCUGUGGAAGUAGUUUCAGCACAUGGCUGGUAAAUGUUGUGUUUAAUGGUCUCUUGUCAUUAAGGGUUUUCAUGAGGAUCUAGGAUAAAUUCCUAAACUAGUCAUGUCUAUUGGAUCACCUCUGGCUGGGGGGGUGGGGGGAGCGGAGGCAAAUGGCGAUUGUACAAUUCAAAUGCACAUCCAAAAUGAAACUUCUAGAAAUUUGUGGGUCCAAGUGCAGAAAAUAUUUUCUGCAUGCUUCAUCCCUUCAGAAUAAGUUGUGUUUAAAUAGAUCUGUUCACCAACUCAGUAUUUGAAUAGUACUGUUUGUGCUUGUAAUGUCAGCACUAUCCAGCCAAAAACAUCACACAUCCACAUAUUAAAAAACAAACAAACAACAUAUUAUGGGUAAGGUGACCAGGGGUGUGUUGUUUCUCCAGGGACUUUUAAAAACCUGUAUGGAGACACCAGAUUCAUCUUGUGUUGCACAUACUGCCUCAAGCAAAGGCAUUUGAUUUCUGGAUCAACAGUUUAACUUCCCUAGUGUCCUAUGGUGAGAAACUGUUGAUAGGAAUAAACCUGAGUUCUCUUCCAGGGAGCCAAAACCAUAGGAAAGGUAUACAUUAAUUGCAUUUUUUAAAAAGGAGAAGAAAAAGAACAAACUGUGCUAUUACACUUGUUAUAACUAAGUGUAUGUUAAACAAACAAGGAGAAUACCGUGGUGAUGUUCACCACAAGGAUUGCUAAAGUGGAAAGAGGUUGUUAAGCUUAUGGGAAUGUACAGGAACAAAAAUAUCUGAUCACCUUAUUUAUGACAGACUAUUAAUUGCUUUGCUCUUUCCCGUAAAUACUUUGUCAGUAUUUGUGCAGUGAACUUUAUGUGCAAGGCAGCACCAUCCAAAAUCUCAUCCAACAUUUUGUGUAAAGUCUGGUGUAAAUUACAUCAUUGUGUGGAGUAUUACAGUUUUACAUAAAACUUCCCAUAAUUAAAAAUGAUUAAAAAUG
Sceloporus undulatus (fence lizard) is the source of this 3419-nucleotide messenger RNA. RefSeq names its product zyg-11 family member B, cell cycle regulator (gene ZYG11B). The coding region runs from base 16 to 2286 and encodes 756 amino acids. Lineage: Eukaryota; Metazoa; Chordata; Lepidosauria; Squamata; Phrynosomatidae. The record is from RefSeq and is a predicted model, not a curated record. Gene Ontology annotation, cellular component: Cul2-RING ubiquitin ligase complex. The transcript is spliced from 14 exons.